Oreochromis niloticus (Nile tilapia) is the source of this 1959-nucleotide messenger RNA. RefSeq names its product receptor-type tyrosine-protein phosphatase delta. The transcript is spliced from 4 exons. The coding region runs from base 433 to 1386 and encodes 317 amino acids. NCBI's taxonomy places the organism in Eukaryota, Metazoa, Chordata, Actinopteri, Cichliformes, Cichlidae. Gene Ontology annotation, molecular function: protein binding. The record is from RefSeq and is a predicted model, not a curated record.
CCGGCCCAGCAGGGGCAGACAGUAAUAGAGGGGCUGGUGAAAUGGAGUUGGUACAACAUCACUAUUGCAGCCUCCACCGCAGAGGGGACUGGACCCAGCAGCCCUGCUGUGCUCUGCAGAACAGACGAGGACGGUGAGCGUGAGAGCCGCAGAUCAGACCUAAACGUUAUUGACUGCUAAGUUGAUUAUUUACCGGCUAGACCUUUGGUCACUUAAUUAAUUCCACACGUGUGCUCAGUUCCCGGCGCAGCCCCUCGUCAGGUGGAUGUCCAGCCGCUGAACUCCUCGGCUCUCCGAGUCACGUGGCGCCCAGUGUUGCCACGGUUACGGCAAGGCCAGAUCCGUGGCUACCAGGUGCAUUUCAGCCAGGCAGAGAGCGGUGAAUCACGCAACCUUCCCCGGAUCAAAGACCUCUUAUUGGACGAGUCUCAGAUGGAGGAGGAUGACGCGACUCAAUAUGAGCUGAUUUUAGGAGAUCUGAAAGCAGAGACUUUGUACUCUGUCUCUGUGGCAGCAUACACCACCAAAGGGGAUGGAGCACACAGCAAAGCCAAGCUGGUGCAGACCCCGGGGAUUGUGCCUGGUCCCCCCUCCCUUUGGGUGCGUUCGGGAUCGAGCCCGUCAGUUGUGGUGCGGUGGGCUCCUCCGCUGGAAUGCUCUGACAGCCGGGGGGCCCCGGUGGAAAUCCAGGGCUACCGCCUACAGUUUGGCCUGAAGAAUAGCUCUUUAGACACCACGGUGGAUUUCACAAAUCGUGAGAGAAACUUCACUGCGAGAGACCUCUCCCCAGGCUCCUCCUACAUCUUUGUGCUCGCCGCAAAGAGCCGAGCAGGCUAUGGAGAUGUAGUCCAGCAGGAAAUAACAGUCCCUAUGUUUCCUCCCGUGGGAUACCCCAAAAUAUCUGACUUUGUUAAUGUCACUUGCUGCUCCCUGCAGUUGUCCUGGCUGCCCCCAACCCCAGAGGAGAGCAACGGUGUGAUUACAGAGUACACUCUAGCCUACAAAGAGGCUGCACACACCCAACCCUCUGCUGACCCAGGCCCCUCCGCUUUUCCAACCCCCUUUGCUCCUCCACGGCUGAUAACGCUACCAGCAAGUGAGUCGAGCUACACCAUCCUGGGCCUCAAUCACAGCAAAGCCUACGAGGUGCAGCUCAGAGCCCACAACAAGGCAGGGCCGGGCCCCUUCAGCCCGCUACUGGUGCGCCUCACCCUGUCCUUGGAAACAGGUAGGGCUGGCCUCCGGCCUCAGGAACACCUUUCUAAGCACUGGUUCAACUUCACAUCUCCCCUUACUGUGGAUUUCACUCCAAAAACACUAAACUUAAUGAAGUCUGGGCCAGUUCUUACAGGUCUGCCUCUCACCAGUGCACCUCAGAGAGGAUGAGAACUGCAAAGUGCGGGACACAACUACUCUCCCCAAUCUCCUCCACUCACUCACUUAUACCUUCAUCACCUACCCUUCACCACCAGUGGAAGCAGGCUGAAUGUUAAUGGAUGUUUGCUUCAAGAGCACUGCUUAUCACAAACCCUCAGGUAAAAGUCAAUACAGGGCUCGGAUAUACAGUAUCUAAUAGCGAAGGUAAGUGUUCGGUCUGAUUUGAAGCGAAAACCGGCGUCUGGCGCUGUAUCUGCAGGUAAGCUUUUUUUAUCUGAUAGACCUUCACUACCACCUUUUCCAAAGGCUUUGCUGAAGUCUGAGUCUAACAAACACAACCUUACACUCUAACAACGUGGCAUGUCACAUUCCUGCAGCCAGUCUGUCUCUUACUUGUACUUAUUACUCUUGCCAUCCACUUUCCUCAUCACCUGCCUAUCCUCCUAACCAUCAUGUCUUUCCCCCUCCUCAGUAACUGACCGGGCUGUUCUCCAUUUUUACAGGUCUGGAAAAGCAGAGGACGCCGCGAUUUUAAUAAAACGCUUCAUCACGAGUGACUCUCUGCCUGUUUGUUUCUUCACU